Molecule: messenger RNA, 1821 nt
Organism: Rotaria sp. Silwood2
Lineage: Eukaryota; Metazoa; Rotifera; Eurotatoria; Philodinida; Philodinidae
Source: the annotation of a GenBank genome assembly
AUGGUGAUAGCUCUCGAGCCAUGUUCAGUUGAGCUAUUAUGGAUAUUAAUAUUUGGUUUCCUUGUUGCAUUUGUAUUAGCAUUUGGUAUCGGAGCAAAUGAUGUAGCUAACUCAUUUGGUACAAGUGUUGGAAGUAAAGUUCUAACAUUAAAACAAGCAUGUAUUCUUGCAACAAUAUUUGAAAUACUUGGAUCAAUCUUAAUUGGUGCGAAAGUAUCUGAUACGAUAAGGAAAGGUAUUAUAGAUCCAACUUCAUUUGAAAAUCCUAAAGAAUUAAUGCUUGGACAACUUUCAUCAUUAAUUGGUUGUUGUAUUUGGUUAUUAGUUGCAACAUUUUUUAAUUUACCUGUAUCAGGUACACAUAGUAUUGUAGGUGGUACAAUUGGUUUUGCUCUUAUAUCUCAAGGUUCACGAAGAGCUUCAUGGUUUGUUUCACCUGUAUUAGCUGGUGUUAUAUCAAUAGUUGUUUUUAUACUUAUUCGAAAAUUUAUUCUUGAACAAAGUAAUCAAAUGAAUGUUGCUCUUCGUUGGUUACCGGUGUUUUAUGGUGUUACAAUUAUGAUUAAUGUCUUUUCAAUAAUUCAUUCAGCACCACCAAUUUUAUAUUUUGAUCGUAUUCGAUUAUGGGGAAAUUUUAUAAUAACAAUUAGUACUGGUCUUAUUAUUGGUCUUACUGUUUUGAUAGUUGUUAAACCACGUUUAAAAAAAAGCAUUGAAGCAACAUUAAGAAAAAAACGUGGACCAGAAAGUACAGAGGAAAAACCACAGUUAACUAAAACUGAUGGUCGAUUUGAAACAUAUACAGUAAGUCGUCUUGAAAAUGUUAAUACAAGUGAUAAAGAAACUCAAAUUGAUCAUAUAUCUAUGCUGAAAGAAUAUGAUUUAAUACGUUAUCAACAACAACAUCCUGAUCAAUUUCGUCCUUAUGUUGAAAUGCAACGCAUACGAAAAGAUUCUGAAACAUCAACUUCUGUAUAUAGUGCAGCCGGACGUGCACGUCGAGAAAGUGAUCGUCUUCGUACUGAACUUGUAUCAGAUAAUGCUAAUGUAAUGGCACAUAGAAAUGUUACUAAUCCAAUAGUUAUUCGUGAAAAAACAAAAAUUUAUCGUUUACCACAAUAUCCAAAUUCACCUAGUAUUCCAGGUUCAGCACUUAAUGAAAAUAAAAGUUUAUUAUUUGCUUCUGAUGAUGAUAAUGUUUCAACAACAUCAGUAAAUCAUAUGAGUUCAAAUGAAGAUUUAGAUGAAGUAGAAGAUAAAAUGCCAGAAAUACCACCAAAAAAAAAAAAAGUUGAUACAACGAAUGAUUCAUUAGAAAUUGCUACUAUUUUUAAAUAUUUACAAAUUCUUACAGCUAUAUUCGGUGCAUUUGCUCAUGGUGGAAAUGAUGUCAGUAAUGCAAUUGGUCCAUUGAUUGGUCUUUGGUUAAUCUAUCUCGAAGGUACUGUUAUUGCACGAUCAGCAACACCACUUUGGGUACUUUUCUAUGGUGGUCUUGGAAUAUCAGUUGGUCUUUGGGUUUGGGGUCGUCGUGUUAUUCGAACAAUUGGUGAAGAUUUAACAAAAAUUACACCAUCAAGUGGUUUUGUCAUUGAAAUUUCAACUGCAUUUACAGUACUUGUUGCAUCGAAUUUAUCAAUUCCAAUAAGUACAACUCAUUGUAAAGUUGGUAGUGUUGUAGCUAUUGGUCGUGUUCGUUCAAAACAAAGUGUUGAUUGGUCUUUAUUUCGAAAUAUUAUUGUUGCAUGGAUUGUCACAGUUCCUGUGACUGGUGGAAUUGCAGCUGGUGUUAUGGCUCUUCUUCGUUUUUCCUUUCUAUAG